Messenger RNA from Solea senegalensis (Senegalese sole), 2197 nucleotides. RefSeq names its product essential meiotic structure-specific endonuclease 1 (gene eme1). The transcript has 9 exons. Lineage: Eukaryota; Metazoa; Chordata; Actinopteri; Pleuronectiformes; Soleidae. The record is from RefSeq and is a predicted model, not a curated record. Gene Ontology annotation, molecular function: DNA binding; nuclease activity. Gene Ontology annotation, cellular component: Holliday junction resolvase complex; nucleus. Gene Ontology annotation, biological process: replication fork processing; double-strand break repair; resolution of meiotic recombination intermediates. Bases 143 to 1837 code for a protein of 564 amino acids.
GAACGCACCAUAACCCGGGAAAAACAAACAUUCUUCUUCUGUCGUACUUCAUCUGCAGUAUGUUUUUAUUUUUCUGUGGAAAUAAACAGUUUAAAGACUAGAACUACAAGCCACAUGAUUUUCACUUGGAUUUGAAAGAACCAUGUGCAGCUACAGUGACUCCAUCAGUGACUUGGAUGAGGAGCUGCCCGUGUUUGACUUCCUGCGGCCCGGUCCGCACCGAGACCGGACCUCAAAGAGCUGCUCUGUAGAACCAGACUUGGUGGAUCUGGAAGACUCGGACGCGGAAGACGCCGUCACCUGCACCUCGGCGACGGAGAAUGAUGGCGUGGGAGCACCUGACGUGAUGAUGCUCAGCAGUGAUUCUGAUGAUGAUGAUGUGCUUCAUGUCCCGCUGGCACAGAGACUCAAACAGAGGCAGGAGAACGUAAUUAGUGCCUCCUCCACUGUCACUAAUGAGAAACAUGCUGAGCACAAGUCCCACUCCAAUCUGGACUGUUUACAGCUCCCUUGUCGGAACGGGAUUCCACAGUCGGCGGCGCCACUCGUCCGCCAGCAGGUGAGAGGUGUGGGAGCCUCACUCGGCCCAGAAGAGGAGGAGACACCAGCUGUCCCUCAGCGGUGUCCAAGUGAGGGGAGCGGUGACGCGUCCCCUGCCAAGAGGAAGCGCGCCAAGCGGACGGUGGAGGAGAUCCAGGCCUCCAGGGAGGAGGCGUUGAGGCGGCGGCGAGCCAAGGAGAGCCAGCAGAAGGAGAAGGAGGCGCUCAGGCUGCAGCAGGAGAGACAGAGAGCGGAGAGGAAAGCGGUGGCAGACGCCGCCAAAGCCCUGAGGCCAGAGGAGUGCGUCAAACACAUGGUGGUGGCUGUGGAUCCAGCUCUGUUGCAGUUGGAGGGAGGCGGGACUCUGCUGGCGUCGCUGCAGACGCUGGGCUGCAGCUGUGCCAUCGAGAAACAGACACUCCCUCGCAGCGUCAGCUGGAUGAGGAGGACACCGUCUGCACAGCCUGAUGGGGGCGCUUGUGUCCCUGAGGCUCAGGUUGUGAUGCACAUGACAGUUGAAGUCUUCUGCUCUCUCAUCCACAGCUACGUUCAGGAGGAAAGACUUGGCAGCUCGGACGCCGGUCCCACUCUGACGUCUUGGGUGCGGCAGCAGCAGACGAAUAAUCCCGGUAAAAUCCUCAGCCUGGUCGUCAUCGACAUGGAGAAAUACUUCAGAUCCCAGAAGUCAAAAAACCAGAAGAAGUUUCGAGAAGCUGUGACGAACGAGGAGCGAGGAGGAGGAAAAGGGAGGAGGAAAGGGAAGAACGGCAGCGCUGAGGCUUUUUUACCCGAGGUGUCACAAGUGGAAGUAGAAGAGGCCGUGGUUCAUCUUCAGCUUCACACCGGCGUCUCCGUGCGCUUCUUGUCCACCUGGAAAGACUUCUCGGAUCACAUCACCAUGGCAACCAAAGCGGUUGCCGAGGCCCCUUUCAAGCGAGAGAGAGAGAAGACAGGCUUCUCUUUCUACCUGGAGAGCGAGUGGGCGGGGGGUCAGCGGGUGGACAGAGCCGGCCAGGGUCUGUUGCAGGUGUGGAAGAGACAGAUCCAGCAGCUCAACAGAGUCAGUGCAGACAUGGCCUCAGCCAUCGUGGCUGCUUAUCCUUCACCACAGCUGCUCAACAAGGCCUACCGUCUGUGUAAGACCGAGCGUGAGAAGAUGAACCUGCUCUCCGACCUCCUGAUCCGCAGAGGAGAAGGUUUGACCUCCACGACGCGGCGGGUCGGUCCCGAGCUUUCCAAACGCCUCUACCUCACGAUGAGCUGCCGCGAUCCAGAGCAAGCACUGGAAGCUACGUGACCUACGAUCUAUCUAAUCUUGGACUAAAAGUAUUAUGAAUCUUUUUUUUCAAUUUCGUGUACGAUUUACGGUUCAUGCUAACUUUUCACUCACUUUCAACAAAACGAAAUGUCCCUAUGUUUUAAUAUUUUAAACACAAAUUUAUCGUAAAAGUAAACAAACUACACCCCAUGGAUUAGUCGUGAAUCUUCCAGGGCAAGAUGUUUACUAGACAAAGUAAUAAAUGUAGGGAUUAGUUUUUUCAAUGCACAUAAAAGGUCAAAUUUUCCUGUUUAUAGCACGAGAUAGCUAAUCAAAUCAAGCAAAAGGUUAGCUUUGUAACCUAAAACUUUAUGGUUUACCAUGUCAUUGUCAAAUAAA